GGGCGCUACCCCCCCCCCACACACACAGCCCCAUCACACACGCGGGGUUGGGGGUGGUGGCGAGACGAGCGAGCAGCACCGCCCCGCUCCAGCCCCAAUGUUCGCUCCUCCCUAACACCCCCCCCCCCUGCUCGACACAGCGCAGCUGUUCCCGUUACUCGCGCGGGGUCGGAGCUGCUCUGGAGCUCCGCGCUCCCUCUCGCGCCUCUCGCUCAGCCCAGCCCAGCCUCGCUGCAAACGUCUCUCGGCGAUGGCAGCAGCGGGAGGCGACGGAGGCGCCGGCGGCUCGGGUCUGCUGGCCGACUACGCGGAGGCUGCCGUGGCCGUCUACUCGAGGAUGCGCCGCGAGUGGAGCGACUGCUCGGACUGCGGGGCCGCGCUGGCGGCUCGCACGCUGCGGGACACGGCCACGUUCGGGCGCCGCGACGCGCUCAUCGUGGUCGUGCUGGCGCUCGCCUGGAUCACGGCGCGCAUCCUCGCCACGUCGCACGUCUUCAAGCCGCUGGCGGCGAAGCUGCGGCUGCGCCCCCAGGACGUGGCCAAGUUCCCGGAGAACGCGUGGAAGCUCGUCUUCUACCUGGGCGCGUGGCUCUACAGCGGCUACCUGCUCUUCAUGCGCGACUACAACUUCUUCUCCCAGCCGCUGUCGGCGUUCGCCGGCUGGUACGUCGGCAUGGAGGUGCCCAGCGACAUCCACCUUGCCUACAUGCUCCAGGGCAGCUUCUACCUCCACUCGGUGUACGGGACGCUGUGCCUGGACACGUGGCGCCGUGACUCACCCGUCAUGAUCCUCCACCACAUCAUCACCCUGUCGCUCAUUGGGUUCUCCUACGCCUUCAGGUUCCACAACAUCGGGCUGCUGGUGCUCUUCCUGCACGACACGAGCGACUUCCUGCUGGAGUUCACCAAGGUCAACGUCUACCUGCGGCACCGCGGCGGGGGCAGCGAACGCCAGCGCUGGGUCCACGCUCGCAUCGCCGACCUCGGCUGCGCCGCCUUCGGCUCCAGCUGGUUCGUGUGCCGCCUCUACUGGUUCCCGCUCAAGGUGGUGCACACGACCGCCGUCACGGUGCUCGCCAUCAUCCCGGGCCUUCCCUUCUACUUCUUGUUCAACUCUCUGCUCAUCAUACUCACCGGCAUGAACGUCUACUGGUUCUCGUUCAUCGUGGCCUUCGUGGCGAAGGUGCUGACGGGGCAGAUGAAGGAGGUGGACGAUCUGCGCGAGUUCGACGUGGCUGAGCGAGUGAGCACGGGGCCGGAGGGGGGGGCGGCGAAGCAGGGGGAGCGCCGGUCUCGUGCGAAACGCGGCGAAGGAAAAGGCGAGGCUCAAGAGAACGGGCUGCAAAGCGGCGGUGGGAAGAAGCAGCAGUGAGGGCGAAGUGAACGCUGCCGGGAGGCGCCCCUGCGACUUCUCCCUCUGCGCGUCUCCACAGCUCGCCGACAAAACCAUGGGGGGGGGGUUGGGGUGGAGAUCCGGCCGCAAAAAAACCCCCCAUAAAGUUGCUUUCCCCAAGCCACAGCCACCGUCCUCCCCCUUCCUCCGAGGGAUUUGGUUUGCUCCACAGCUGACUGCCGGUCUGCAGGUGUGAGAGAGUUGGUCGCGGACCAUUCCAUUUUAAUCGAGGUGGGGAUUUUGUUUUUCUUCGUAAUUCGUGUUUGGGAUAAUAAGAAAAGAAAAAAACCGUGGCGUUCCAACGCGCCCAGCUGUUUGCUGUCCAGCUGUCAUAUGGGCCAUGCGGCUUGAGUCGGAAUUCGCGAAGUCAAAGAACGAAGACGUGGGGGAGGUUUUAAUUUUAGGGUUUUUUUUUGCUUUACCGGCAGCGGUCUCGCCCUUGGAAGACCUCGGAGACGCUUCCAUCCUCAGCAAGGCAGACUUCUGUAAAUGACAAACCCCUUUCAAUGAGCGCCGUUGUGUUGAGUAAACGUCACGUGUUUUUAAUCGACAUCUCUCUCCGCUCACCGGACGACACCGUUUACAGAGUACGUGUCAUUUUUUUAAAUAUUGCUACAUGUUUUUUUUUUUAAA
Messenger RNA from Petromyzon marinus (sea lamprey), 2026 nucleotides. RefSeq names its product ceramide synthase 1-like. Lineage: Eukaryota; Metazoa; Chordata; Hyperoartia; Petromyzontiformes; Petromyzontidae. The record is from RefSeq and is a predicted model, not a curated record. Gene Ontology annotation, cellular component: membrane. Gene Ontology annotation, biological process: ceramide biosynthetic process. Gene Ontology annotation, molecular function: sphingosine N-acyltransferase activity.